AUGGCCGCGAUCAACCCAGCCCACCACUCCCAAGACCCCGAGGUUUCUUCCCCUGAAAAGGGGGUCGUGAAACCUGUCACUGAGCAUGAGGAAGACACACUUCGAGAAUUCUCCCCAGUCGAGACCAAGAGGCUUCUGAGAAAGAUUGACUGGUCCCUCCUACCUCUUCUUUCACUGCUGUACUUGCUCUCGUUCCUCGACCGAGCAAACAUCGGCAAUGCGAGGCUGGCUGGGCUUGAGGAGGAUCUGAACAUGACGGGCAAAUGGGACUACAGUGUCGCCGUCUCCGUCUUCUUCCCCUUUUACGUCUCGUCCGAGAUCCCCUCUAACCUCGCCAUGAAGCGUUUUCGCCCGUCUAUCUGGAUCCCUUCAAUAAUGCUCGCAUGGGGUAUUGUCAUGACGCUGAUGGGUAUCGUCCGCAACUAUCCCGGUCUCCUUGCCACACGGAUGGCGCUUGGGCUAGCCGAGGGCGGCUUGUUCCCUGGCGUUACAUACUACAUCACGCUUUGGUAUAAGCGGCAUGAGUGCGGCCUCAGGAUCGCAAUCUUCUUCUCCGCUGCCACCGCCGCUGGCGCCUUUGGUGGUCUUUUGGCUCGUGGCAUCAUGGAGAUGGAUGGAGUCGGCGGUCUCAGCGGAUGGUCCUGGAUAUUCAUCCUCGAAGGAAUUUUUACCGUCCUAGUCGCAUUCUUUGCAUUCUUUUCAUUGCACGACUAUCCAGACAGCGCCAAAUUUCUUAUGCCUGGUGAGACGAGAGAGGUGGUUCGCCGCCUGCGAGAUGACUCGUCAGUUUUGUCCAACGAACUUCACUCCAAGUUCGUCAACCACGCCUUCAUGGAUUGGAAAAUCUGGGUGCACAUGUUUAUCACCAUCGGGAUAUUCUUGCCCAUCUACUCGGUCUCCAUCUUCCUCCCAACCAUCAUCCGCAGCAUGGGACAUACCGCGGAGCUGGCUCAGCUUAUGUCCGUGCCACCAUAUGUCACCGCUUGUCUUUUGACUGUCAUAGGCGGAUUUAUGGCUGAUAAGCACCGGCAGCGUGGUGUUUAUGUUAUAUCCCUCUGCAUAGUGGGCAUCAUUGGACUUGUGAUUCUUGUCACAGUGGAGAACAGCGGUGCAAAGUACUUUGCUUGCUUCCUUGUGCUGUCCGGCAUCUUCGCCUACGUGCCGCAGGGCACUUCUUGGAACGGGAACAACAUUGGCGGAUCCGUAAAGAGAGGAGUUGGGCUAGCCAUGCAGAUUGGAUUUGGAAACAUUGGUGGCGCCGUUGCAGGCUUCAUCUACAGACAGGAAGAUGCUCCGCAUUACCGUGCCGGCCACGGUACCUUGAUCGGGACCCUCUGCAUGAGCUGUGGCCUAGCCAUAUUCAUGACGUGGUAUCUGCGGAGGGAGAAUGAGAGGCGUGACAGGGUGUACAAGCCACCUAGCGAGUAUACUCUCGCAGAGAUGGAACAAGAAUCUGAGAAGGGCGACGAUGCAACCUUUUUCCGGUACACUGUUUAA
Messenger RNA from Fusarium vanettenii 77-13-4, 1497 nucleotides. RefSeq lists its product as uncharacterized. The record is from RefSeq and is a predicted model, not a curated record. Gene Ontology annotation, cellular component: membrane. The coding region runs from base 1 to 1497 and encodes 498 amino acids. Lineage: Eukaryota; Fungi; Ascomycota; Sordariomycetes; Hypocreales; Nectriaceae. Gene Ontology annotation, biological process: transmembrane transport. The transcript has 6 exons. Gene Ontology annotation, molecular function: transmembrane transporter activity.